AUGCCUCCGCGCAGGCGUCAGCAGUUCACACAGGACAACAUUGACCAGCAGCUCCAACAGAUUCACCUAUUGGAUCCUUCUUCGUCUUCAGAGAACCUCGAACAGCUCGGUCCUAUCAUCAAGCAGAUUCACACCAACCGCCAGCAGGAUGCGUAUCUCAGGACUGUGCAAGCCCUCAUUGACUCGAAAGAUGCAGAGAUCGAAAAGAUAUGUAGUGACAAUUACCAGGACUUCAUCUCUUCCGUGUCUACCUUGUUCAAAGUCAAGUCUUACACCGACAGUAUGAAAGAGAAAAUCACCUCAUUGGAUGCCAGCGUUGCCCAGUUGGGGGGCGGCCUGGUCGAAAAAAAGCGUGCGUUGCUGCAGACAAAAAAGACCGCUGCAAACUUGGAUGAGGCCAUAGAUACCCUGCAGGCAUGUCUGCGUGUUCUCGACGUCGUCGACCGUGUUGGUGAGAUGAUCAAGGCAGGCAAAUACUGGAGUGCCCUGAGGUCGCUCGAAGAUAUUCAGAGUAUGCCUCCAACCUCUUUGUCGCAAACUCCAUUUUUCCAACACUUGUUGUCUUCAUUACCCUCUUUACGUGGCCAGAUCAAAGACGCUGUCACUGCAUCCAUGAAACAAUGGCUUUUGGAGAUCAGAAACAUAAGCACAGAAGUUGGUCGACUGGCUGUAGAAGCCAUGGAGACAAGAACGCGACGAUGGCGUUCUAGGCGAGAGAAAGAUGUACUACUUCGGUCCAACAGAGUUGGUAGCGCUGUCGAAUUGGUUACCUACGAGAAAAUUGAGUUCAAUGUUCUCGACAAUGAUAAACUUCAUGUCGAUUUCAAACCCCUUUUCGAGUGUAUUCACAUAUACACCACAUUAAAUGCUCUGAAUGAACUCCAAAAAUCCUACCAAGCAGACAGAAAAGCUCAAUCCGAUUUGAUCCUUCCUACCCCGCUUCCGUUAGGAUCUCUAUCCUCCUUAACACAGGAAAUAUCUGGAUUCUUCAUUGUCGAAUCCCACGUGCUUGAGACUACAAAUAACUUUCGUUCUGCACGCGACGUCGAAGAGCUGUGGGACACACUUGUCACACGACUGACUAGUGCCAUUGGAAGUGCCUUGCGAACAGAGGCAGAUCCGGAAUCUUUCCUAAAAGUGAAAGAAAGCCUGCUAAGCUUUAUCAUGACAUUAGAAGCAUACUCAUACUCUACCGCCAGUCUUCAAUCCUUUAUACUUGUUUUGUUCGAGAAGUACGCCAAGCUAUUGGAAACACAGUUCACCAAGCGAUUUGAAGUUAUCGUCCGAGAAGAUGAACAUACUCCAAUGGUAAUAGGGCCCGAGGAGACUUUAGAAAGUAUCUUGGAUGUUGUCUGGUUAAAUGAAUCUGAAAGGGAUGAAUUAAAGCAAAAUUCUUCUCAAUCAUAUUUGCCGUGGUCCCAAACAUUUUAUUCUUGUUGCCAAGAUAUCCGUUUGUUUAUCCAGAAAUUUUACGCAUUCGUUGAAGGCGUAUCACAACAUCACCGUGAUAUCGAUGAACUUUUAGGCAAAUCUUUGGACUCACUGUUAAAGAAGAGCAUCGGAGAAACAAUUUUACAGCGUUUGGCUACCACACAGAACCCCGCCCAGAUAGCCCAAAUCAUCGCCAACCUAGAGCAUUUCCAAGUAGCCUGCAGUGAACUAGAGCGAUCUUUGACGAAUCUUCGGUCUACUCAACGCGGAGGCAGUAUCAAACUUACCGCAGCGUCGUCAUUCGAUCCAAUCAUAUCUCGCGCCCGUGCACGCAUGUCAGGUCUUAUCUCGUCAAAACUUGACCAAUGUUUUGAACUGUCUGAAUAUGACUGGACACCAAAUGCUCGCGAAACAUCACCGAGCAUGUACUUGUACGAACUAGUCAACUGGUUGACCACUGUCGUGGACUCCUUGGUAAUCAAAGAAGCUUACAAAGAAGAAGCCUAUAAAGGUGCCCUCGGUUACAUUACGGACUGCUUAAUGGAUUUUUUGACAGGCCGGGACAUCCCCAUGAUGAAUGAGAAUGCCAUAUCCAAUAUUCUCAUCGAUGUAGAUUUUCUCGAAGACGAACUGAAGCGAAUCGGCCGAUCUCAUCUUUCCACAGUGUUCACUGAACUUCGCCUGACGACAUCCAUCGCUCUCAGUGGGACUGUUCAGGAAUACCUAGUCCCAGCGAACAGACAUGCUUCAUACGCUGCUGUUAAACCUAAGCGGUUACAAGCCUUGCUCGAAAAACUUGCACGGUAUGGAGCGAACCAAAGAGAUGCCCCGCGACGAGAAAUUGGUGAACGACGCCGAAAGGAGGCAGAGGCAGUUGGCCGACUAUUUCCUGGCGAAAACCGCUGA
Messenger RNA from Psilocybe cubensis, 2337 nucleotides. RefSeq lists its product as uncharacterized. The transcript has 12 exons. Bases 1 to 2337 code for a protein of 778 amino acids. The record is from RefSeq and is a predicted model, not a curated record. NCBI's taxonomy places the organism in Eukaryota, Fungi, Basidiomycota, Agaricomycetes, Agaricales, Agrocybaceae. Gene Ontology annotation, biological process: intracellular protein transport; exocytosis; Golgi to plasma membrane transport. Gene Ontology annotation, cellular component: membrane; exocyst.